Messenger RNA from Kogia breviceps (pygmy sperm whale), 2889 nucleotides. The record is from RefSeq and is a predicted model, not a curated record. Lineage: Eukaryota; Metazoa; Chordata; Mammalia; Artiodactyla; Physeteridae.
UGUGUGUGUGUGUUGUACCUGCGUAUCUCAGGUAUGGUGUGGUUAGUGUAUCUGGGCAUCUCUGGAGUGUAUGUGGUGGGUCAGAAUGUCUCAGGUGUACCUGAGUGGGUGUGUACAAGGGUGCACCUCAGGUCUAAAAGGUGGUGAAUCUGGGUGGCCUAGGGGUAUGGGCACUGUGCCAUAAUAGCUCAAAGUGAGCAGGGCCACACACCUGAAGUCUGUGCAGUGCUGAAAUCUUAGGUGUGAGGAACAUCCUUCCCGGGGUUUGUGUGUGUGCGGGGCAGGAAUCCUGGUUGGUUCUGAUGUCCCUCCCUCUGUACCUGAGUAUUUCUGAGGGGUUGAGGCUGGAGCAGGCAACCAUGUCUCUGGUUCCUGAGUGUCUCAGGUGCCCACCCUGGGCCAUGUGUCUGGGGGACAGGGCACCACAGGGGUUCCUCCUCCAGACAUGCUCCCCGAGGCGGGCUCCCUGUGGCUGCUUCGGCUGCUCCAGGACAUCCAGCUGGCCCAGUUUUACCGACCCAUCCUUGAGGAGCUUAAUGUUACUCGGCCAGAGCACUUCGACUUUGUAAGACCUGAGGAUCUGGACGGCGUUGGCAUGGGCCGGCCUGCCCAGCGUAGACUGGCUGAAGCUCUGAAGAGGCAUCGUUCGGGGCUCAAGUCUAAGAACUGGGUCUACAAGAUCCUUGGGGGCUUUGCCCCAGGGCAGAAGGAGACCACCCCACCCUCAGACAGCCUUCCAUCCCUCCCUGAGCCAGAUGGGGGACUCAAGUGUCUGAUCCCAGACCGGGCUGUGUGCAGAGGGGAGCUUCUGGGCUCCGGCUGCUUUGGUGUGGUGCACCGAGGGCUGUGGACACUGCCCGGUGGCAAGGCUGUCCCAGUGGCUGUCAAGUCCCUCCGGGUGGGUCCCGAGGGCCCCGAGGGCACUGAGCUAGGGGACUUCCUGCGAGAGGUAUCCAUCAUGAUGAACUUGGAACACCCACACGUGCUGCAUCUGCACGGCCUCGUACUGGGCCAGCCUCUGCAGAUGGUGAGCAGACCCAGACGCCGGCUCCCGGGACAGUCCCGGGGGCCGAUGUGCGACAGGAGGGUGAGCGCCAGGGUCUCGUGGGGCCGGACCACCUCUCGCACGGCUGUGCUCCCGCAGGUGAUGGAGCUGGCGCCCCUGGGCUCCCUGCACGCACGCCUGACCGCCCCGGCCCCCACGCCCCCGCUGCCCGUGGCCUUGCUCUGCCUCUUCCUGCGGCAGGUGGCGGGGGCCAUGGCGUACCUGGGGGCCCGCGGGCUGGUGCACCGGGACCUCGCUACGCGCAACUUGCUGCUGGCUUCACCGCGCACAAUCAAGGUGGCUGACUUCGGGCUGGUGCGGUCGCUGGGCGGCGCCCGGGGCCACUACGUCAUGGGCGGACCCCGCCGCAUCCCCUUCGCCUGGUGUGCGCCGGAGAGCCUGCGCCACGGGGCCUUCUCUUCUGCCUCGGACGUGUGGAUGUUUGGGGUGACGCUGUGGGAGAUGUUCUCCGGGGGCGAGGAGCCCUGGGCCGGGGUCCCGCCGUACCUCAUCCUGCAGCGGCUGGAGAAGGACCGAGCCCGCCUGCGUAGGCCUCCGCUCUGCUCCAGGGCCCUCUACGCCCUCGCCUUGCGCUGCUGGGCCCCCCACCCUGCCGACCGGCCCACCUUUUCCUACCUAGAAGGGCUACUCCAAGAGGCCUGGCCUCCUGAGGGACGUUGUGUGAGGGAUGUCACAGAGCCCGGUGUCCUGAGGAUGGAGCCUGGUGACCCCAUCACUGUCAUCGAGGGCAGCCCCGACUCCACAACCUGGAAGGGCCAGAAUGGUCGUACGUUCAAAGUGGGCAACUUCCCAGCCUCGGCAGUGGCGCUGGUAGACUCACCAGCCACCCGUCUGGUCCUCAGAGGCUCCCCUGCCCGGGGAGAGCGACACCAGGGAAACAUAGAUGGGGACAGAGUAAAGGUAAAGCCUCGGGAUCCGCCUCCAGCUCGGGGCCAGAGAAGGAAUGUGGCCCUGCAGAGGAUGAGAGGCAUUUCCAAGAGUCUGGAGUCGGUUCUGUCCCUGGGCCCCCGCCCCACAGGAGGUGGGUCGAGCUCCCCCGAACUUCGACAUGCCAGAACCGUGCCCCCCCGCUCCCCCGUAGCCACCAGCUCCUCUUCCCAGCCCAGCCAGCCUCCCAGGGAGCGGCCUCCCUGGCCCAAAAGAGAACCCCUACACAGUCACCCUGUGGGAGCUCCUGGAGCCAGCAAAGCCACCGUCCCCUCUGGGGGACCCUUGCCUGACCCCGAGUUGCAGAGGAGGAUUAUGGAGGUGGAGCUGAGCGUGCAUGGAGUCACCCACCAGGAGUGCCAGGAGGCUCUAAGAGCCACCGGGGGUGACGUGGUUUCUGCCAUCCGGAACCUCAAGGUGGACCAGCUCUUCUACCUCAGCAGCUGGUCCAGAGCGGACUGCCGGCGCAUCCUGGAGCGUUACCAGUGGGACCUCUCAGCCGCCAGUCGCUACGUCCUGGCCCGGCCCUGAGCUCUGCUCCUUUGGGCACAGACACCAGAUGAACCAAGGGCCUGGUCACGUGGGAUCAAGCAGAACCGGAACAAGGUCCUGACAGGGUGUGUACCCACCUGGGGAGAGCCUGCCACGGGCAGGUACCGGAGGAGCCCAGGAUCGGGCACUGGUGAGUGUCUCCUCACCCUGCCCGUUGGUCUCGGAGGGCGUGAGCUCCCUUGGCCAUAGGAGGAUCUCGUGCACUUUGCCCACCACAUUCCCAACAAAGGAGGACUUGGAGGAACAGAGCUGCGACACAUCACACCCAUGGGAAGCUUCUAUCGCUACAGAAAAUGAGCAAGAGGCCAUUCUGGGCCACGGGCACAGCCAUCCUGAACUGCCAU